AUGAAUGGGCCUUCCGAAGCGAGGAUUUAUCUUCAGGAUCAUCGGAUCCCGCAACUGUUUGAAGGUUUGAUGACUGGUUUAAUAUACAGUCGACCCGAUGAUCCUCUGCAAUUUUUGGAAGAAUCCAUUGUCAAAAUUCGUGCCACACCCGGUAUCAAACUCACAUGGGAUAUGUUCAUUCCACCAGAUGCAGCUCGAAACUAUCCACCUCGAUCAACACAACCACGACGGCGAGAACCCUCUCAACCUGCUGUGAUACCUCGAUCUCACUCAGUUCAAUCAGAUCAUCCGAACAGAACUGGUCCUCCAACAGCUCCAACAGGAAGACCAGAAGAACCAGCUGCUGAAGAGUUUGCUGUUAUAUCUCGCGAACCAUCAAGAGCCGAAACUGUUGAACAUCGAACGCCAGAGCCAAGACCGCCAACAGAAACGAUUAAAGAAGAAGAAAUGGUGGUUCAUCGUGUUCCUUCAGUGACUCGAGCUGCUGAAGUUGCCAAAAUACCAGACGUUCCUAUUAUUUUAUUCAUGGGGGGACCUGGAGGCGGAAAAACACGACAUGCUGCUCGAGUGGCAGAUUCUCUUGUUGAUAACGGAUUGGUACACAUUUGUAUGCCGGAUAUUAUUCGAACGGCACUUGGAAAGUAUAAAGACAAGUAUCCGGAGUGGAAGGAUGCAAAUGAACAUUACAUGAGAGGAGAGUUAAUACCAAAUCAAUUGGCAUUGACGUUAUUAAAAGCAGAAAUGGGAAGACAUCCGGAUGCUCUAGGAUACUUUUUGGAAGGAUAUCCAAGGGAAGCAAGACAAGUUGAAGAUUUUGAGAGACAGGUAAAAUCUGUAAACAUGGCUCUCAUACUGGACUAUGACGAAAGAACCCUUCGUGAACAUAUGGAGAGAAGAGGCCUUGGUAUGGAAAUAAUUGAUCAGAAGAUAAAGGAAUUCAAGCAGAAAACGCUGCCAUCCGCAAAGUACUUUGACGAUCAGAAGUUACUUCAUCUGAUACCAGGUGAAAAAGACGACAACGUGAUUUACGAGAAAAUGAAAACUCUCGUUGUCAAAGCUCUUGAAACUGGUGUGCCAGUACUUGCAGCACUUCCACCACUUGCUGAGAGACAUCAUAUUGCAACUCCACCGGCGCCUGAACCAGCGAUACCAUCCCCAGUAAUGGCUGAAUCUGAACUUUCUAGCAGUGAAGUUAACACGAGUAUUGCAAAUCAUGAAGAUAUUAAUCACGAUAUAUCGACGUCAGCGAUUCGAGAACCACGGUCUGUUGCACAAACGCCUCUUCAUUCUUCCGGAUCGGGAGCCGCGGCAGGAGACGGAGAGCAUGGACCAGAGACACCCGCUGUUCAGACGCCCGAUGAGAGUAGAGCCACUUCAACAGCAAGAUCGAGAGAAUCGGCUGGGAAAGAGAAAACAUCUACUCCUGAUAGAGCACAUACUGGAGACUCUGCAACCAAUCACGCCUCUAAUGGAACGCUAGAACGUAACUCUCCUGCCGAGCUCGGAGAACCAGUGGGACUUCCAAAUAAUGCACCAGUAAUUUUGGUACUAGGUGCUCCGGGAUCUCAGAAGAAUGAUAUCAGUAGACGAAUCGCUCAGAAAUAUGAUGGUUUCACUAUGCUCUCAAUGGGUGAUAUUUUGAGGAAAAAGAUAAACAACGAGAAAAACGACGAAAUGUGGGAAAAAGUGGCAAAGAAAAUGAACAGUGGAGAUCCUAUACCAACAAAAAUGUGUCGGCAAGUACUUUAUGAUGAACUACAUACCAGAGGCACAUCAAAUUGGGGCUAUGUGAUAGAAGGAUACCCAAAGUCGCCAGAUCAACUUGUAGAUUUGGAACAUUCGUUACAACGAACGGAUUUGGCUAUACUUAUCGACUGCACUGAGCAAUUUUGCGUUGAAGUUAUCAAUAAAAGAAGUCAGGAAAACAAGAGAUCAGAUGAUGAUCAAGAAGCAGUACGCGCCAGAUUAGAAUAUUUCAAAAAGAACACACUUCCUAUGCUCAAAACGUUAGAUGACAAAGGCAAACUGCGAGUGGUUGAUGGAGAUGCCGAUCCAGAUACUGUGUUUAAGGAGGUUAUCCAAGUGAUUGAUAAGACACUUUUCAUCGAAGAUGAUGGAGACGGAACAAGUCUUGGCGACUCGAAAAAAGGGACUCUCAACUCUUCUAUGAACUCAAAUCAAUAA
This is a messenger RNA of Caenorhabditis remanei, 2184 nucleotides long. RefSeq lists its product as uncharacterized. Gene Ontology annotation, cellular component: cytoplasm. Lineage: Eukaryota; Metazoa; Nematoda; Chromadorea; Rhabditida; Rhabditidae. Gene Ontology annotation, molecular function: AMP kinase activity; ATP binding. Gene Ontology annotation, biological process: nucleobase-containing compound metabolic process. The transcript has 20 exons. The record is from RefSeq and is a predicted model, not a curated record. The coding region runs from base 1 to 2184 and encodes 727 amino acids.